AACAACUCAAGGAGACUCUAGACACCUUUUUCCUGAAUUACACGGACUCAGGUCCUAUAACCUUCUAUAUGCCAGGCAAUGAUAUGGAGUAUUUCCUUUAUGUCGAUAACAUAGAAAAUUACCCCCAGACACUUCUCGGCUAUUCUCUAGAGGCAUUUUUGAACACUUCUGAAUUCGAAAUACUCACCUCUCUUCAAGCAGCCGCCGUUUAUCGGCAUUCACCGACAUAUCUCUGGGCAUUUUACGGCACCGCUAUUGGUGCCUCCACCAUUGUCUCCAUCAUUGCGAUGACUCUGGUCUAUUCCCAUGGGGCUCCAAGUGCCAAAGGGUUCUCUCAUCUUUUAGUCAUGACUCGAAACCCUAGCCUUCUUCGUAUCGUGCAAGAGGCGCCACUUGGUGCUCAUCAACUCACUGAUAAUAGGCAGGACAUCAACCUAAGGUUCGGAAGACUUGGAAAACGGUAUGACAAUGACAUAGAGAUGGUCGGGUUUGGCGUCGACAAAGAGGAUACUGUGUCUCCUUUGACAAAACCAAAGGCGGUCGAACUUUGGGAGGAAUA
Acaulospora colombiana is the source of this 559-nucleotide messenger RNA. NCBI's taxonomy places the organism in Eukaryota, Fungi, Glomeromycota, Glomeromycetes, Diversisporales, Acaulosporaceae. The record is from the annotation of a GenBank genome assembly.